Zingiber officinale is the source of this 557-nucleotide messenger RNA. RefSeq names its product rapid alkalinization factor-like. The transcript has a single exon. The record is from RefSeq and is a predicted model, not a curated record. Bases 45 to 377 code for a protein of 110 amino acids. NCBI's taxonomy places the organism in Eukaryota, Viridiplantae, Streptophyta, Magnoliopsida, Zingiberales, Zingiberaceae.
GUCCAAGUUCCAAUCCCAACUCGCAAGCCUUCGGCUGCUCCUCAAUGGCGAUUAGAGGCACAACGGUCGCCUUCCUCCUCCUCGUCGCCGUCCUGGUCGCCGGCAGGGCGAGCGGGACUCCCCUCGGGUGGAUCCCGUCUCUGGCGGGGUGCGGCGGGACGAUCGCGGAGUGCCUGGCGGCGGGGGAGGAGCUGGACCUGGCGACGGAGGUCAGCCGGCGGAUGCUGGCGACGUCGAGCUACAUCAGCUACGGCGCGCUGAACCCGGGCACGACGCCCUGCUCGGUGUCCGGGGCGUCGUACUACAACUGCCGCCCGGGAGCGCAGGCCAACCCCUACACCCGCAGCUGCUCCGCCAUCAACCAGUGCCGCGGUUGAUGACGGACGGACGGCCAUGGUCGUCAGGUGAAGAGUUCCGAUGUCGUGCCGCGCGCUUUUUUGUUUUUUUUUUUCCGUUGGGUGUUUUGGUCGAACAGUUGGCGUGCUGUGUUACUGCCGCUGUAAAAAAUAAAUAUAUAUAUAUAUAUAUGUCUAUGAAAUCAAAUUAAGUCUCUAUAA